AUUCAACUUUAAUUUUCAUGACCCACAAAAUAGUGCAAUUCUUUCAUAUACAAGAAAAAAAUUUCCAUUUAUAAUUUCACAAACCAUUCAACUAGAUAACUACCACGAAAAAAAAUGACGGUAACAAACCGUAAAAAACAAGGCGAUAUUUAUAAAACAAGUUCGUCCAUCGCAAGCAAUGUGAUUAACAAGCCAAACGUUUCAGUACACAGUUUUUCCACAUUGUCGGAUUCUUACUGCACUAAUAAUUUUGAUGAAAAUUAUAGUCUCAUGACAUUACCAACAUCAGAUAAUUCUACUGCUUCAUGGCUAGAUGCUGACGAUAGCUACCAGGUCGUUGAUUUUCUAGAUAAAGCGACACGUAUACUCCACAACGAAGAGGACUUUUCUGAUGCAUAUCACAACCAGUUACGUUUUGAGUAUGAACAAUGGAAAAGAAUUCCUCACUUAAGAAUAAUUGGAAAACGAAUUUACCAAUCGAAUGAGAGCAUGCAGAAAAAUCAUCAACAAAGUUGCCAGGUUGACAGUAGACAGACCACUGUUCACAAUAGAGAUUUAGAUUUAUUGCGAGACCAAGUAAUAAAUAUCAUGACUGAAACUUUAUGGCAACGGUUAUUAGACAAAAUCAACAUCAAAAGUGUAAGUCAAAAGCAAUCUAUAUUAGAAUCUCAACAACAUUCUUCUGGUCGAAUAGAGUCUGCAUUAAUUGUUUCAUCAAUAUUGCCGGCUAACAAACCACCAAUAAUGUUUAAAGUCCGACCACAUUUAGAAACCGUUAAUCAAAGUGGAUCUUUGUGCCGCGAACAAAGUAAUUCAAAGUAUAAUUUAAAACCAUGGUCGAACAGCAACGUAAAUAUCUUACCACCUAUAGGCACCCAUCAAAAGAAAGCGGAAAACAGAACAAAACGUUGGUUUUCAGCCGUCAGCACGCCCGGUAAGAACCACGCGUUGCCAAGACCAGUGACUUCGAUAACCACUCACGUGAAUAACACAGCGGUAAACGUGUGUUUCGACAUAUCGAUCGACGGCAAAAGCAUCAAAAGCAUAAAGAAAAAAGAGUACUGUUCACCGUCGUAGUACUACGUCGUAUACUCGAGCAAGCGGUCGCGAGUGUAGUAGCAGCGGCAGUAAUACAGUAGUAUUUCCGAUGUGUGUUUCUUCUUGGGUAUGGGGAAGGAGGAAAUAAAAAGUUAUUUAUCAAAAAUAAAAUUCUUAAUUAUAUACUAUACCGCACUCGGUGCAUUCACGCGUAUUAUACCACCGAUACCCAAUAACAAUCUUUCGGCUCGUCUGUACCACUAUAAUACAUAAUAUACGUAAUUUUUACUGAUGAGGUCGACCGUGGUUUUAAGUACCUAUUUAAUUUUUCUACUAAGAAAUGAAGGCAGCAGCCGCCGCUACCAUUGCUAUAUUCUGCGGUUUAUAUUUUUACUUCUGUCCCUCCCCCGCUGUCGCCACCACCACUAACACCAUCUCCGUCGAACGGCCAACGCGCGAUUAUGAACGAUACAUUUUUUAUUUUUAUUUAUACAUUUUUACACACAUACGCUGUGUACGCACACAUGCGCGCGCGCUCGCACGCGCGCUC
This is a messenger RNA of Sipha flava (yellow sugarcane aphid), 1588 nucleotides long. RefSeq lists its product as uncharacterized. The coding region runs from base 115 to 1077 and encodes 320 amino acids. The record is from RefSeq and is a predicted model, not a curated record. NCBI's taxonomy places the organism in Eukaryota, Metazoa, Arthropoda, Insecta, Hemiptera, Aphididae. The transcript has 7 exons.